AUGCCCCGGCAACCACCACCCGUCGUCCUUGCGAACUUCACGCGCGGCGAAAAGCUCGACAAUAGCUCGAACCACUAUUACUUUAGCUGCAAUGCCUGCUCGCAGGAGGAUGACUCACCAGGUCGUCGUAUCGAGCACAGGGACAAUGCCCUUCUUGAGCACCUAGCCAACAAGUGCUCGAAAGCAGACUCGUCCCGUCGUCGUGCUGCACUCUUAGCUCUGGAGCAACAGGGGAAGCAUACGAAGGUCAAGGCGCCAGCAAAAGCAAAAUCUUCUGGCUCUCGCCAAGUUGCACUAGCCGAGGGAGACAACGAGGAUGGUCAUGGAGUAGAUGGCGGCGAAGAGGUCGGGCAAAAGCGUCGGCGAUUUGAAGUGAGGGAUCGAAGGAUAGACGAGCUUGACGGGUAUAUCGAUGUAGCGAUGACAGAAGAGGAACAGAGGAUUGGCAACAUUCUUCUCUUUCGCUUCAUCGUGCAUGCAAAUCUGGCCUUCCGUAUUUCCGAAGAUGCUUUCUUCCUCGACUACAUACACCAUAUCCGCCCCUCAUGCGACCCAGCAACUCGCUAUGUCAUCUCGCACUCCAUCCUCGACAGUGAGGCAGCUCGAGUCCAGCUCCACGAGAUGGACUUGCUCGCGACUCGCCGAAACUUGACUUUCUUGAUCGAUGGUUGGGAGGACGAGUUGAGGCGUAGCCUGUAUGGCUCGGUCGCGGCACAGGUCAAUGAGUACCCGAGCAUGCUCGCACUCGAAGACAUGACGGGUAAACGAGCGACUGCCGAGAACGUGUUGGUGGUCAUGAAGAACGCGCUGAGGAAGAUGGGACUGGACGAUGGGCGCGCGUUCAUCGCGUUGGUCACAGAUAAUCCCACGACAAUGCAGGCCUUUCGGCGUCUAGCUUCGUCUAGUGGAGAGUUCAAGUGGCUCCUUACUCUCGCCUGCUUCCUUCAUAGUGUUAAUAGCAUCCUCGGCGACAUUGCGAGUUAUCCUGCGGCGAAGCGGAACACCUCUCAGGCAACUGCCAUCGUCUCAUACUUCAAUAGCUCACACUACUGGGGUGGCCAGCUUGCGGAUAUUGCCAAGGAGCUCAAGAUUACACGUGGGAUGUCGCAGAACUGCGAAUCGCGGUGGUAUGCUCUGAUCCUGCAGGCUGUCAGUGUUUUAGACCAUCGCGAGGCUCUACAGCGACUCUGUCUACGUCAGGAUGCAGUGACUCCGAUCGGCGGGCUUACACCGGUCAAGUUGGACGUGCGCAAGUCCGUUGUCGGCGACGCGUCGUUCUUCCCGAUGCUGUCGCAGAUCGCGCGCAUGACGAAACCAAUCGUUGAUGUCAUUGGCAAUACAGAGGCCCGCGACGUCAACCUCGCAGACUGUAUGCUUGAUCUCAUCAAGUGUGCUCGCAACAUCUCAAAGCUCGAACUGCAACCUGGCGAUGAUCCCGCAUUCUUGGAACACGUUCGCCGGUGUUUUGACCGUCGCUUUCAGAAGAUUGCCACACCACUCCAUCGCCUCGCUCUCUUCCUCCACCCACACUGUCGCCAGCUGGCUGUCAGCGGUGCUGUUGGGGGCUAUGGAACAUCAUUUGAUGAUCUUCUUCAGACUGCUGUCGAGAUCGCACUCAAGUGGGACUGGACAAUGGAAGAGGCUCGCACUCUUGUCGACGACAUGCGAACAUAUUUUGCUGGGGUCGGGAUCUACUCUGGUAGUCGGGCGGAUGGCUACACGUGGUGGCAAGACCGUCCCGCUUCCGGCGAGUGCACUCUCAAGGCGAUGGCGAUCUCUAUCUUCUCUAUCGCCCCUCAUUCGGCCGAGGUCGAGCGACUUUUCUCACAGCUCGGAGGUGUCAUGACACCCAAGCGCUGCAAUCUUACAGUGGACAACUUCGAGGCACUCGGCAAGUGCCGCAAUCACUAUGCGCGCGAGCUUUGGCUUCGCGAUCGGAAAGCUGGGAAGAGUACGCACCGUAAACACGCCCACAUGCACACUAAGACUCAGCCUGGCAUCAACACGGCCACUGUCGACAGUCUCACUGUCGUUCCCCCUCUCGACCCUGCAGCCGAGGGAGAUGCAGGCUCAGAGGAGUCGACAAUGUCAAAGUUGUCGGCUUCAUUCGAGAAGCAUCGCUUGCGUUCCGAGGAGGAGCUGAAAGAUGUAGAAGUUGUGGAGGGCAGCGAAGUGACGAAGGGCCGGCAGUACAAGUUUGACGAGCUGGAGAAAGUUGAGAAGGGGCUUUCUGGUACUGCCCUAGCCUCGGCGACAACAGUUCUGGGGAGCCAGGAUGGUACGGCACCCAAGACGUGGUCUAAACGAGCCCAAAUCGUUUUGCCAUCGACACUACCUUCGGCGUCCUUUGCCGCACUAUCGCCCGUUUCUCCCUCUCUCGUGCGCGCCGGGCGGGCCUCUGCCCGUGCCGGGGAGGUGCCUGCAGACGUCCAGCUCAACCACACACACGUCGAGGAGGUCUCUUCACACGUCGAGGAGGUCUCUUCACACGUCGAGGGGAGCGCCACGCAUGUCGAUUCGCACGGACCGUCUUGCAGUGUCCAGAACACCUCUUCCAUUGAGCAGCGCAAUGUCGAGCCUUUGAAGGUUGAGGAUAUCCUUUCCCACUGCCCCGCGACCGCGAGGUACUACCCCGUCGACCCGGCCUACCUCAACCCUGCCGCGAACUACAUUCGAUUCGUCGAUCUUCAGUCGACCAAAAUCCCACGCGCACCGAAUGCCUUUAUCAUUUACCGGUCGUGGAUUGCAGCAGCCCUUCGUCAGUCCCGCUGGCAGCAAUAUGAGCUUAGCCGCAUGAUUGGCGACCGAUGGAACAAUUUACCAGAGGAGACGCGGAAGCCCUUCGAAUCUGCGGCUGAGCUCGUGAAGGAACGUCAUGGUGCUCUUUAUCCGACUUAUAAGUAUAAGCCCAAGCGCACGUACAAGCCUUGGAAACCCACAGAACGCAUGCAGCAGGAGUUUGAUCUACUGGGCUGGGCUGGGAAACCCAUACCGUAUAAGCAGCUCGGUCACACUAAUAUUUUGACCCACCAAUGA
Molecule: messenger RNA, 3036 nt
Organism: Peniophora sp. CBMAI 1063
Lineage: Eukaryota; Fungi; Basidiomycota; Agaricomycetes; Russulales; Peniophoraceae
Source: the annotation of a GenBank genome assembly